GAUUCAGUAAGGAAAACCCUCGUACACCCUGAACAAUCCCAUCGACACCCUGAACAAUCCCAUCGACAUCCUGAACAGUCCCAUCGACACCCUGAACAAUCCCAUCGACAUCCUGAACAAUCCCAUCGACAUCCUGAACAGUCACUCGGCACCGAGCGUCUUUCAUUCAUUGCUUACAGCCCUUUGUUCACUACUCAGAGUUCUUCACCCGGGGCUGAACAUUCAGCAACAAUGCGAAGGGGCCAAUAUUUAAACCCCCAUUCCCAUUUAUCUACUACGACUUACAAGCCUACCACACCAGAGUGUGCAACCACAACCAAACACUUCAGGCCGUCUCUAAUGGAUAUCAUUGUUACAUAUACUGAUAUUUCUUGAGUGUACCGGGAGUCUGUCUCUUAGAAAGACGACAAUAUAUACAUAUAUACAUCUAUAUACGAACGGGCUAGUGAACAGCUCCGCAACGAACCGAACGGUUUCCACACUUCUCGGAUCAGAUCAAUGUUCUGAUCCAGAAGACCGUUUCCCAGGGAGACGACAACAUAUAUAC
Messenger RNA from Aaosphaeria arxii CBS 175.79, 547 nucleotides. RefSeq lists its product as uncharacterized. The record is from RefSeq and is a predicted model, not a curated record. The annotation marks the transcript as partial. The transcript has a single exon. NCBI's taxonomy places the organism in Eukaryota, Fungi, Ascomycota, Dothideomycetes, Pleosporales.